Messenger RNA from Komagataella phaffii GS115, 2592 nucleotides. RefSeq names its product Subunit of the Set3C deacetylase complex that interacts directly with the Set3C subunit. Bases 1 to 2592 code for a protein of 863 amino acids. NCBI's taxonomy places the organism in Eukaryota, Fungi, Ascomycota, Pichiomycetes, Pichiales, Pichiaceae. Gene Ontology annotation, biological process: regulation of transcription by RNA polymerase II. The record is from RefSeq and is a predicted model, not a curated record. Gene Ontology annotation, cellular component: Set3 complex. The transcript has a single exon.
AUGCCUCCGCUGGAUUCCAACCGUGGGAACAACAACCCACCUCGUGAUUACAGGCGAAAAUAUGAAAGUGAGCCAGUCAGUUCAAAUGGGCCCAGAAAGCAUUCUGGCUCUAGUUACGUAGAAAGGGAUAGUCAUGGCUACCACAGAGGAAGUGGGAGUAAUGGAUAUUACCCCUCAAAGAAGGAUUUCAGACCCACCAGCAACGGCUCAAGCCAAGGGUACUCUGGUUACAAUAAUGGUUACUACGGGUCAUACAACAACAGAUACAGGGAACCCUUACCAGAGAGGAGGUCUAUUGGAGAGUCUUAUAAACCCCGUUCUAAUGAUCGCAUACCCAAGGACUCCAGAUAUAGACAACAACCGAUGAUAAGGGAUUAUCGUGAUAGCAGGCCCUACUGGAACAACAGAGCCGGCUCUACUGAGAGAAUAUCUUCAUCGGUGCCUUCGUCUUCUAGGUAUUAUAAUGAGGAUUCUGGAUAUGGUGCGUUGAAAAAGCCACAAUCUUCUUACGCUGAAAGGAAUAACAGGUCAUCAGACAGUCCCAGUUAUGGAGCUUACUCGGGCAAGUUGAACACAUUAACAAACAAGAAUUUGGAGUCACCCAUAUCCUCUGAAGUUUCUACACCAAGACUAUCUACCCGUCCAUCAUUUGCAAGCGCUUCCGAACUUGAGACCAAAGAAGAAUCGAAGGUUACUAGGAAAGAGGCGAUAAAAGAGGAACAAGAAAAGACAGUGAUACCCACAACCGAGGAAGAAACUGAAAAACCUUCUCUGGAGAAGGUUAGAUCAACAGAGCAUGCUAACGAGAAGUCACCUGUUUCCAAGGCUGUAGAAGAACCAGUAAAAAUGGAUGAAAAGGCAGAGAUCGAUAAUCCUAUUCUAGAGCAGGUUAAACUUGAGGUCAAUCCGGAUGUUAAACCUGAUAUCCCACAAACAGAUACCACCAAAGAGGAUCAAUUAAUAAAACCAUCAGAGCACAUUUGUCAGAAGACUUUGGACCAAAUAGAUAUUACUCAGCCGACGGAUACUACUUCUGCUCAAACAGAGACUCUCCAGCCCAAGGUUGAUAGCAUUACUUCCGAAUUGAAAAUCGACAUCAAGAUCGACAACACCAACAUAAACAAAGAACCUGAAACACAGCCUGAAACACUUUACCGAAUCCCCAAAAUCGAGGGAUGUAUAUUCCCAAUGAACAAACUAGAAGAUAAAUUCUGGAGCUUACAAACAAGGCCCAAAGCCAAGGUCUUAGAGCAUCAAUGGUACUUGAAUGAUAAGAAAAUUGAAAACUUUACAGAGUAUCCCUUUUAUAUUGACAACUUGCUACUUCACAUUAACGUACUCAGUCCAACUAUCGAAAAGUUUCUACAAAUUAAAGACAAAUCAGUUCUGAAGAAAAGAGCUCGAUUAACCGAGGAGUUCUUUUCAAGGGCAAGGCAAUGGCGCCAAAGACGUCAUAAGAUGGACGAACAGCUUAAUAAACUACAUUCCAAAGAAGCUGCUCCUCCUAUACAAAGAGAAGAAGAACCGGAUACAUCAAGAGAGCUGAAACCCUCGAGGAGAUCCCGUCAUGGAGAUUUUGUUGGUACAGAGGCCGAAUUCCAAGAGAUUUUAGAAAGCCUGGAGAGAGAAAAAGAAAAAGAUCCUUUGUAUGUGGCUCAAAAAGGUGCUGCAGUCAUACCUGAGAUGAUAUUGGAUCCAAUUGAAAGAGAAACGUUACGGUUCAUAAAUACAAAUAAUCUGAUAACAGAUAAAGAUCGUUGGGCCCAGAGAAUAAAGACAGACCCAAUUGAUACUUUUACUGAGAAGGAGCAUGAAAUGUUUGUGGAAGCUUAUAUUCACCAUCCUAAGAAGUUUGGACGUAUAUCUGCUGCUUUGGGUGGUUUGCGAACCCCAGAAGAAUGUGUUUUACAUUAUUACCGAACAAAGAAAACUAAAACUAAUUUCAAACAAGUAUUGGCUAGUAGGAAAAAAGGAAGAGGCAAACCUCCUCGUCGAAAUAAAGUUGUGCUUGAAAAGAAAGCAAAGACAUUUCAAGAAGAUAGUGAUGUGAAGCUAACACCUGAACCCAUGAAACGUAAAAGAAUUUCAUCAUCUGCGUCGUUGAAUGGUUCAGAGGUGAAGAAGCCUCGUGGCAACCGAGCACAAGAGCAAACAACCACUUCAGAAGAACUUCAAAGGAAGAAGCCACAUUUAUCAAGCUAUUGGAGUGUUCAAGAAGUAAAGAUGUUCAAGGUUUUGUUUGGAGAACACGGCGAGAAGUGGGAUACGAUAUCGUCCAUAAUGAAAAGCAAAUCUUCUACCAUGGUGAAAAAUUUCUAUCAGAAAAAGAUGAGAGAGGAUACCAAGAAGGACGACGAAUAUCAAACUGUUACCGAUAAUUUGGAAACUAUAGAGAAUACGAAGACACCUGAUCAAGUUGAAAUAACUACUCCCAAGGUGGAGAGCCCAGAAAAUGAAACUCCAACUUAUGAUUUGCCACACAUCAGCACAUUUUACACCGGCAACGUUGACCAAAAGAAGCAAGUGCAGGAAGCUGAAGAGACUAUUCCACAUUCAAAGGUACCUUCCAUUAUGAACUUAUUAAACGAUUGA